Didymodactylos carnosus is the source of this 1065-nucleotide messenger RNA. Lineage: Eukaryota; Metazoa; Rotifera; Eurotatoria; Philodinida; Philodinidae. The record is from the annotation of a GenBank genome assembly.
AUGUUAGCGUCGACUAAUCGACCAGAUGUAUUAGAUAAAGCGUUACUUCGACCUGGCAGAUUUGACCGUCAUAUUCUAAUUGAUUAUCCAACGUUAGAGGAACGUGUUGAGAUUUUAGAAGUUUAUUUGAAAAAGUUGAAAUUGGAAAAAGAUUUCAAGUCGUAUUCAAGACGUUUAGCACAAUUGACACCUGGAAUGAGUGGUGCUGAUCUAGCAAAUAUAUGCAAUGAAGCGGCACUCCAUGCUGCUCGCCUUGGCAAACCUGUUAUUGCAUCAAAUGAUUUUGAAGCAGCUGUUGAACGUGUUAUAGCCGGAAGUGCAAAACAAUCCAAUACAAUGGCUCCAUCUGAAAAACGUACUGUUGCUUAUCACGAAUCUGGUCAUGUCUUAGUUGGAUGGUUAUUAAAAACAACUUGUUUACCAUUAAAAGUUACGAUUGUACCACGUACGGGUCCUGCACUCGGUUUUGCUCAAUAUAUGCCCAAAGAUAAAAAAUUACUGCACGAAGAAGAAUUUGACGAAGAUCUUUGUGUAAUGUUGGCUGGACGGGUUGCUGAACAAAUAAUAUUCAAUACUGUUUCAACUGGUGCACAAGACGAUUUACAACGAGCCACUAAAUUAGCAUAUGCACAAAUAAGACAAUUUGGUAUGAGUAAAACAAUUGGUCUUAUAUCAUUUCCUUCCGAUAGAGACAAUCCAGAAAAAACAGAUUUUGGUGUUAAACCAUAUAGUAAAAAAUUACAACGAAUGAUGGACGAAGAAGCUCAGCAACGUUUAGCCAAUGCAUUUAAAAAAACUGAACGUCUCUUGGAACAAAAUCGAUCAAAACUAGAAACAUUAGCGGAAGAGCUACUCAAACGUGAAACACUUAAUUAUGAUGAUAUUGUGAAAUUAAUUGGACCCUCACCCUAUCCGAAUAAACAGAAGAUUGAUAUUGUGGACUGGGAAGCUGUAAUUACCACGCCUGAUCCAUCAAAAGUUCCACCACCUCCCGAAUCACUUGGUGGAUCAGGUCAAGGACAAGCUGGACAAGGACCGCCACAGACUCCACAUGAAUCUCUUUAA